AUGUCUCAACGCUUCAGGUUGUCGCAGGGUAUCAAGAACACGGGGCGUCCUCCGAUCCCGCGGGCUUAUGCAUGGGCCGCUCUUUACCCUGCCACAGAGGCCCGUCCACUCCUUGACAUGUCGCAAGGAGUGCCUGGAGUGCCCCCACCCAAUAUGCUUCUCGACGCCAUGGCCGCUGCAUCUGCCGCGCCAUCCAGCUGCGGCUACCUGGCCAACGCUGGCGACCCUGCUCUGCUCCAGGCCAUGGCGAAGGAAAUGAAAGAGUGCUAUGGAGAGGACGCAGACAUCUUGGCAGAUGAUCUGGUAAUCACCGCAGGGUGCAACCUUGCGUUUUCUUCACCGCAAUGGUCCUUGCGGAUGCGGGAGACGAGGUCAUCCUUCCCGUUCCUUGCCGUCCUUCUCCACACCUACGCCAACGAGGGCUUCUUGCCAUCACCCGAGCGGUGCGCCUCACUCAUUACCUCCAAGACGAAAGCGAUCGUCCUUGUCACGCCAAACAACCCCACGGGCGCGAUCUAUCCCCCGAAUCUACUGGCGUCCUUUGCUUCGCUCGCACGUGAACACAACCUCGCGCUCGUGCUCGACGAGACGUACCGCGAUUUCGUCUCCUCCGGGGCGCCUCACCACCUCUUUUCACCAUCAUCCGUGGGUGACGCCCCACUCGACUGGGCCUGGCGUACGACGCUCGUCCACCUCUUCUCCUUCUCCAAAAGCUUCUGCAUCCCCGGUCACCGCCUCGGGCUCGUCGCCGGCCCACCCGCGUUCACCGCCGCGCUUUGCACCGCGCUGGACUCUCUACAGAUCUGCGCUCCGCGAGCUCCGCAAGCCGCACUCGCGCCUCUCAUCACAUCGGGGGCGCUCCGGCCGUUCGUGCAGGACAUGGCGCGCGCGGUGCAGCACCGGCACGCGCUGUUCAAGGCGCGUGUCCCCCCGCGAUGGCGGAUCGGGUGCCAAGGCGGCUACUACGCCUUCGUCCGGCACCCGUUCGUGGGGCGGCGGGCGGAGGAGAUAUGCGAGCGGCUCGCGCGGGAGGCGGGUGUCGUUACGCUCCCUGCUGGGUUCUUUGCGCCCCCGGCGGACGAGAAGGAAGGGGAGGAGGGGCGGUGGGUCCGGUUCUCGGUCGCGAACGUGGACGACCGGAAGGUGGAGCUCGUUUGCGAGAGGCUGGCGGAGUGCGAGACGACGUUUGGGUGGGAGCUGGAUUGA
Epithele typhae is the source of this 1206-nucleotide messenger RNA. RefSeq names its product PLP-dependent transferase. Gene Ontology annotation, biological process: biosynthetic process. NCBI's taxonomy places the organism in Eukaryota, Fungi, Basidiomycota, Agaricomycetes, Polyporales, Epitheliaceae. The coding region runs from base 1 to 1206 and encodes 401 amino acids. The record is from RefSeq and is a predicted model, not a curated record. Gene Ontology annotation, molecular function: pyridoxal phosphate binding. The transcript has 4 exons.